Messenger RNA from Scutellospora calospora, 276 nucleotides. The record is from the annotation of a GenBank genome assembly. NCBI's taxonomy places the organism in Eukaryota, Fungi, Glomeromycota, Glomeromycetes, Diversisporales, Gigasporaceae.
AUGCUUCAUGCGUUAAGCGAAAAUAGUGAUGGCAUUGAAAAAACUUUGGAAAAGUUAUGUACUUUUUAUAAUCAAGAAAGAUUAAAAGGAACAAGUGAUAUCAAGAUACUUAAUCAAAUUGAACAACUUGUUAUAACUGAGCAGAAAAAACCAGAAGACAUCAUUAAUUGGUUCUUGAAUAAUCAACAUUAUUAUUAUGUAACCCAACAUAAUCAUAUUAUUCAAUGUAUUCUUUCAGAUUGUUAUUUUAAUGGAAAAUGGGUUUCAGAAGACAAA